AUGGACAAAAGAACAUUGACAAUGAAUUGGGAUGGGUUGGGAGAAGACGAUGACGACGACCGGUUCUUCGAGUCACGUGACCGGCUUUCCUCUGCCAUUCCCCUGGACUUGGCCUCUUCGGGAUCCGACGACGACGCCGACGAAUUCGAAGACAGCCGGCUGUCAUUCGUCUCCAGCAUUUCCUCAAAGUCGUACACUUCUUCCGCCAACAAUUUCCAUGAAGUCAACGCGGUGGCGAAUUAUCCCCCGAUUCUGGGGGAUUACGGGAUGUGGAUGGCGGAGCCGGGCGAUAUUAAGGAGCGCCGGAAGCGGCUCUUACAAGGGAUGGGCUUAGCAAGCAACAAGAACCUCCUUAAGAUCGCCAGUGCCAAACUGGUUCGGGCAGUUUCCCGGAAACCCGAAACUGGUCAUCCGGCUCCGGCGGUGAAGAAGGAAUCUCGCCCCCCGGCGAAAGAUGAACCGAAGCAGGAUUCCCCUGAUUCGAGUCCAAUUUUGCUGGUGAGAUCGAGAUCAGACGGGGAUAUUGAAGCCUUUUCUGUUAACACCAAGAAAAGGAAAGAGGAAUUAAUCGGUCCUGUUUCGAAACAACGGCUCACUAGGACAUCAUCCUUGAUUAUUACACCCAAUUCAGGUUUGUGUCCUUAUGCAAAUAAUGUAAAAGCAACCCCUCAAAAGAUCACAUGUAAAUCACCCAACAGCGGAUUGUUAUCAUCCAUGUUUUCAGAUGGCGGAAUCGGUUCUUUCUUCUUGAUAAAGAAUCUGGACACUGGGAAGGAGUUUAUUGUGAAGGAAUAUAAUGAACAGGGAAUGUGGAAUAAGCUCAGCGAUGUGGAAACAGGGAAGCAGCUUACAAUGGAAGAAUUUGAGAAAUCUGUUGGAUAUUCGCCUGUGGUUAAAGAGUUGAUGCGGAGGGAAAAUGUAUCGAGGAAUCUGGACGAUGAUAACCGGAAAAUUUCUGCAAAUUCUUAUCUAAGAGCGAGCUUUAGGAACAGUAAAAGAAGAGGGGUUGCUCUUUUGAAGAACAUUAGAGGAGUAGCUAAUAGCAUGAGUGGAUUGAUUGCUGAUAAAGAAAGGGAAGCUGUUCCAAUUCCAGAACAGAAAGCUAGAGUAAAAGAUUCUUCCCAAUGGGUUAAAGUUCGACAGCAUGGAAAAUCUUGUAAGGAGUUCACGGCUCUUCAUUUGUGCCAAGAGAUUCAGGCUCAUGAAGGCUCAAUUUGGACUGUCAAAUUCAGUACCGAUGCCCGUUAUCUUGCUACUGCAGGGGAAGAUAGGAUGAUCCACAUAUGGGAAGUGCAAGAAUGUGAAGUUGCCUCAACGAAAUCGCAAGAUGAGGUGAAUUCUGCCAGUUCCACGCCUGUCCACCCGAUGGCCGCUUCUGCCAUAGCAGACAGGCCGCCCCUCGCCGAGGUAACUCCCCGGCCAUCUGAAAAGCGGAAAAAAGGAAAACAUACAAGCAAAAAGAAGGGUAUCCCUGAUUAUGCCCAUGUGCCGGAAACAGUAUUUGCUCUUUCGGAGAAACCAGUUUGCACCUUCAUAGGUCACCAGGAUGAUGUCCUGGAUCUCUCAUGGUCCCGAUAUCAGCUACUGCUUUCAUCUUCAAUGGACAAGACAGUUAGGCUGUGGGACAUGGAAACAAAAAGCUGCUUAAAAUUGUUUGCCCACAAUGAUUAUGUUACUUGCAUAGACUUCAAUCCAGUGGAUGACAAUUACUUUAUCAGCGGUUCACUGGAUGCGAAGGUGCGUAUUUGGAACAUACCUGAUCGCUACGUGGUAGACUGGACUGACGUUCAUGAAAUGGUUACUGCAGCUUGCUAUACUCCUGAUGGCCAGGGCGCAAUAAUUGGUUCGCACAAAGGAAGCUGUAGAAAAUAUACACUUGACGAUUAUAAGUUGGAGCAAAAGGAAGUCAUCGAGUUCCAGAAUAAGAAAAAGUCACAAGCUAAAAAGGUCACAGGUCUUCAGUUUGCACCAUGGAAUUCUUCUGAAAUACUCGUCACCUCUGCUGAUUCUCGGAUUCGUAUCUUGGAUGGAUCAGAAGUAAUACAUAAAUUCAGAGGUUUCAGGAAUACAAGUAGCCAGAUUUCUGCUAUAUUCAGUCCUGAUGGAAAAUAUAUAAUCAGUGCAAGCGAAGAUAAUCAGGUAUUUAUAUGGAGGCGCGGCAAUUCUAGUGGAAAAGGCAAGAGUCGGGUCACUACACAAUCUCAUGAACACUUCCAAUGUAGAGAUGUUUCAGUCGCAAUCCCAUGGCCUGGUUCCUUAAAGCAGGAUCCUCCGGUAGUCGAAAUGCAUUCCAAAAGGCAUUCCAAACGCAGCAGCCCAUUAGUGUCACAAUCAUCAGGUGGCUCUCCUAAACAUGAAGAUGCUAAUGCAAAUGGAAACAGCAGGAGGCAUUUGCCGCCACUUCCCAAGAAGAGCAACAGGGCACCUGACGCCAUCUCAAGUAUUAUUGAGGAGGAUCCUGGUAAUAGUUCCCCUCGCAUUGAUCCAGGAAUUGGUGUUAGUGAAUCCUUCGGAUCUGCUUCUCAUUCAAUGGGGUAUAAUGAUUCGCCUUCUGUUUCGACUUCUAGCAAUUACCAUUCUCAGUCUUGGUCAUCCUCUUUGUCUUUCUUUGAUGGUGGAAGUAGUCAUGGAGGUCAAACUGUUCAAGCAACAGCCUGGGGAAGUGUAAUUGUGGCUGCAACUCUAGGGGGUGAGAUUCGGGUGUAUCAAAAUUUUGGUCUGCCUUUCAAAGUUGGUCGUCAGACUAAUCUGUUCAGGGAUCUCACAUGA
Messenger RNA from Oldenlandia corymbosa var. corymbosa, 2769 nucleotides. The record is from the annotation of a GenBank genome assembly. NCBI's taxonomy places the organism in Eukaryota, Viridiplantae, Streptophyta, Magnoliopsida, Gentianales, Rubiaceae.